AUGGCCUCCCAGGCGAGGCUGGACCUGGAGGAGGCCCUGCAUCUCGUGGACAAGAUGGACGAGUGCUUCCUCAAGAUGGUGCCCACUGAGCAGGCCAUCAGCGCGGCUGCCGAUCGGCGCCAGACCGACGAGGAGCUUCAGGCGGAGGCGGCAGAAAAUGCAAAGGCGUUCUUCGAUUCUGCGUCCAAACUAGACGACCAUCUGCACACCUUUGAGGCAGCACCGCCACAAUUAAGCACCAUCCAGAAGUUGAAACAGGAAAUCGACGAACUUCAGGAAGAGUUGAGAGAAAAGGACGGUUUGAUUCAAGAGUGCAGAGCGAAAGUAGAGAAGUGGAAGGGUGUCCUGGAGCAGUCCAAGACCAUGCAGAGCCAAUGCCUGUUCAAAGAAUUCCAGCAGUAG
Ostreobium quekettii is the source of this 402-nucleotide messenger RNA. The record is from the annotation of a GenBank genome assembly. NCBI's taxonomy places the organism in Eukaryota, Viridiplantae, Chlorophyta, Ulvophyceae, Bryopsidales, Ostreobiaceae.